This is a messenger RNA of Anopheles bellator, 1527 nucleotides long. RefSeq names its product FUN14 domain-containing protein 1. Gene Ontology annotation, cellular component: mitochondrial outer membrane. The record is from RefSeq and is a predicted model, not a curated record. The transcript has 4 exons. Lineage: Eukaryota; Metazoa; Arthropoda; Insecta; Diptera; Culicidae. Bases 213 to 737 code for a protein of 174 amino acids. Gene Ontology annotation, biological process: autophagy of mitochondrion.
ACAAAUGCGAAGAAAACAGAAUCUCGACCAUCAAAGCAAGCAAUUCCCACUGAGCAGUUGUUCUACGGAGUUUCUCGUUCUAAAUUCUGCGUUACGUUUUCGAAAUUGCUUCACACAAUCGUAAGUAAGGCGGCAUCAUAAAGCGUAAAUCGGCUUCAUCGGUGAGUUUUCUCACACGAACGAAAUCAAAGCUUGGGAAAGUGCUAGGAGGAAUGAGCGACGGUAAAACGAAAAAAGAAGCAACGAAUAAAGAAAUUAUCAACAUGAGUGACGCAGCCGGUUACCUCGAUCGCUUCGUUGGCGAUGUAAGCAAAAAGUCAGCUACCAAACAAAUCCUGAUCGGUGCCGGCAGUGGAUGGGCAACUGGUUACAUCACGAUGAAGGUGGGCAAAAUGGCAGCGAUCGCAGUCGGCGGUGGUAUCAUCCUGCUUCAGAUCGCCAACCAGCAGGGCAUAAUCGCGAUCGACUGGAACAAGGUGCAGAAGAAGGUGGACAAAGUGAGCGACAAGGUCGAAGAAGCUGUCACCGGACAGGGACCGAGCUGGGCUGAUAAGGCCGAACGAUUCGUCGAUCGGAAGUUAAAUCAAGCCGAAGGUGCGCUCAACAAGCGUACGAAAAAGGCCAAAAAGUGGUACACCAACCUGAUCGGUGACGAAACUGGCUGCAAAGUAAACGAUCUUCACAUCUUCCUCUGUGCCUUUGUUGCCGGUGUGGCAAUCGGCGUCGGUACCGCUUAAACCGGUGUAACAACAACCAAGCUCACUGUGCUUCGAUCGGAUGAAAGCUAUAGGAGAGCAUAAUGAAUCCGAAAACAUACUUAUUGCCAGUCGACGGUAGGGUAAGAAACGAACAGCAACGGUGCCCUGAAACUAGUUUUCGUGCAAAUGGCGAAAAUGAGUAGAUGAGGGAAAUCCUAAUAGAGAGACAGAGAGAAUGAAGAAAUUCCAUUAAGCAAAUCAAACCGAAUCGUCAGUUUCAAAACUAUACCAUUUCCGAGACACGUUUUUCAAUUGAUUGAAGAAAUGUAGGGCGAGAUAUGGUUUACUUGUGAUUAUUCUAAUUAUUCUGAGACCCAGGCAAAUGCAAAACACCAGCUUUGGGUCGCCCACUCACUUUCGUUUCAAUUAAUGUUCGUUUGUACUUCGUUGUAGAAUUUAAGAACCCAUUUCCUCUCAGUAAAUGUACGACAGAAGCGAUUUGUAAUCAUUUAAGAUAAUAUACCAGCAUGCAAGCUAAUGCCAAAUAACGAACAACUUACAGCCAGAGAGCACGCCAGCCGAUGAAAAAACGCACAAACUGUAAAAAUUCUAAACAGUUCCAGUGUGCAGUAAAAACCACCGUAAACAACCUUGCCAGUGGAACAGGAUAUCCUCUGAAAUCCUAGCAGACAAACGCCAAGAAAGACACAGUUGAUUUAUCCUUCAGCAUUAUUUUCAUUUAAUCUUCGUGUCGUAUUUGCGGUGAAUUAUUUAUGCUUUAAUGUCCAUCACUCAACGCUCGAAAUAUAAAGCCAAUGUAUUUAAAGAA